Molecule: messenger RNA, 2944 nt
Organism: Physcomitrium patens
Lineage: Eukaryota; Viridiplantae; Streptophyta; Bryopsida; Funariales; Funariaceae
Source: RefSeq, a predicted model, not a curated record
UUGUGGUUGGUGAAAUUGAGGAGGAGGAGGAGGAUCUCAAAACGAGUGUGGAUUUUGCAAUUCUCGUCUGUUGGUGUUUCUGUUCUUGUUGAUUCGGAUUCUCUUGUUGAGAUUCAACUUCUAUUGUCACUGUGUUGCACAGUUUUGGGGUUCGAGAAUGGUUGAUUUCACGUGUGUCCGAAUUUGAGCUGGCUAACCCAGCUCGGCAACUUUCUCGCAGCUCUCUAGCUGUAGAAUUUUGAUCACUAGUCACUGCAGCUCCCCUCUCAUCUUCUCUCCCGCAAGAACAUUCUCAAUCUAGUGUCCACUGCGCGAUAUUUUUGUCUUCCAGACAUCCUGUUUUUGAUUUGCUGGUUUUAACUUUCUCCUGCGGGAAUUGGGGUGAUUUCGCUUCGUCCUCUAGGGUAGGUUUAUAGAAUGUAGUCUGGUAGUGUUGUAGAGAGCGAUGCUGGUGAAAAGCUUCCUUAGCAGCAACUUGUUAGGAACACAAGCCACUCCUAGUUCUCGUAUUCCUCGUUGAGACGGAUGUCUAGGAAAGAUUUAUCGAAGAGUUUGUGUGCCUUGCAGAGUAAUCUAAUACCAACACUUUCCAUGUGGCUCACAGAUUACGUUCAAUAAUCCAAAGUUUUCGAGGAAUUCUUUCUAUUGUAUCCACCGAGGUGAUACUGCAUGAUUGGAGGUUAGACAUAUUGCCGCGGGAUUUCGAGGUCAGGUCACGAAAAAACGGCUAAUUGGGAGUGGUAGUCCUACCGUCGGUUUAGCACCAACAAUCAGAAUUGCAAGAUGCGGUGGUUCUCUCAUUCACCUCCAUUGGUCAAUGAUGAUACGAAGGAGUUGAAUCUCCUCUCGAUACAAGAGUGAUUCAUACCGCCAACAAAACUGAUGAAAACCUAGGACACAGAAAGUGCCUUGCUCAUCUACUAAAUUGAAUUCCAGAAUAAGGAGUGGUGGGAAACAUAAGGAGAGAUGUAUGCUCAAAGGUGGUGGAACGAUGAUUCCACCCGCACUCUGUUGAUGGUGAAUCUAGCCUCCAUUAUGGAGCGGGCUGACGAAGCCUUGGUUCCUGGAGUGUACAGGGAAAUUGGGUUGGCGCUGCACGCUUCCCCUGCCAAGUUGGGCUCUCUAACCUUGGUGAGAUCCCUGGUGCAAGCCAUUUGCGCGCCGUUGGCGGCCUAUGCAGCAGUGAACCACAACAGGGCGAAUGUGAUAGCGUUUGGGGCGAUUAUGUGGGCCGUGGCCACAUUUUUUGUCGGCAUCUCUGCUACAUUCACACAAGUAGUAAUUUCCCGGGCUCUUAACGGUGUGGGAUUAGCGAUGGUGGUACCAGCAAUUCAGUCUCUUAUUGCCGACUCAACAAAAGAGCAUGAGAGAGGUGUGGCGUUCGGCUGGCUUCAAUUGACUGGCAACAUUGGAUCCAUCUUGGGGGGUUUUUUAUCUGUGAUUUUAGCUGGACAUACCUUUUAUGGCUACCCAGGAUGGCGAAUGUCUUUCCACCUCGUCGCACUCAUCAGCGUUGUAGUUGCAGCCAUGGUGUGGUGCUUUGCAGUUGAUCCGAGAUUCUCCAGAGGAUACUCUCCACCUCCGAAUCGAGGUUGGUGGGAAGGUCUGAAAGCAAUGCUUGUGGAAGCAAAACAAGUCUGUCAGAUUCGCACAUUCCAAAUCUUUGUCGCGCAAGGUGUAGCAGGCAACUUCCCCUGGGCAGCGCUGGCCUUCGCACCCAUGUGGCUAGAACUCACUGGAUUCUCACAUGGAACUACAGCGGUGCUUCUGGGCGUGUUCGCCGUGUCCAACUCUCUCGGUGGCCUAUUCGGUGGCAAAAUGGGAGACAUUCUGUCCCUGCGUAUGCCAAAUGCAGGUCGAAUCAUGCUGUCUCAGAUCAGUUCUGGUCUUGGCAUUCCCUUGGCGGGCAUUCUCUUGCUGGUCGUGCCCAUUGAUCCAUCCACACCCAUAUGGCACGGCAUCAUGAUUUUCAUUCUGGGCUUUUGCAUCUCCUGGAAUGCAGCUGCUACAAACAACCCUAUUUUUGCAGAAAUUGUCCCCGCGAGUGCACGUACAAGCAUCUACGCAUUGGACCGGUCGUUUGAAUCCUUGCUGGCUUCUUUCGCUCCACCUGUGGUUGGAGUUCUUGCAGAGAAAGCUUACGGCUACAUCCCUCCUCAAGCAGGGAAGACCCAGAGUGCCGAUAAGGUGGAUAGAGAAAAUGCCUUGUCGCUCUCCAAGGCGCUGUACACAGCCAUAGGCGCUCCUCUCACGAUCUGUUGCCUCAUCUACACUUUCUUAUAUUGGACCUACCCACGGGACCGAGAUCGUGCCCGCGCAUUAGCACUUGUUGAAGCCGAGCUCGCCACAUCUUACGAGUUCCAGAAAUUUAGCUUGGUAGACGAGACUGAGCUUGAGAUGAUUGAUGCACACAGUGAGCAGGGAGACGAAUCUGACUCACAUUCUCGCAACCUCAACAGCAGUGGGACUUUCACCGAAACCCAACCGAUGUUAGAUCACAACACCCAAACCAGAUGAGUACUGUACGUUGUUGCUACUGGGCUGCAACAGUGUCCAAAUCUCACGCAAUCGCUCAAGCUCUCUUCCUGUUGCUUUGGCAAAGCUUUCAGAUCUAUUACAACGAGUUGUGAGCAAGAAGGUGAAACUAUUGAAAGAGGUGUUGGUUUAUGAGCCUGAGUCAUGCUCCAUGUGAUUCAGUAGGAAUCCAUGGUUGUGCCUUGCAUUUUCUUUUUUUUUUUUUUUUUUUUGAAAUCAUGCAGUUUUUUUGAUGUAAUUUUUAUGACGCUACAUGCAUUCUUACUUUUAUUGAAACAAUUGUUACUGAUGCAAAAAAAAAAUGAUGUGUAGAAUAUGCAUAGCCUACUCUAGAACACUAAAGAAAAUUGUGUAUUCUAGUUUGUGAUUGUAUUUUGAUUUGCACUAUUUUACUUUGGUGUUUUGGCUC